Closterium sp. Yama58-4 is the source of this 2127-nucleotide messenger RNA. NCBI's taxonomy places the organism in Eukaryota, Viridiplantae, Streptophyta, Zygnematophyceae, Desmidiales, Closteriaceae. The record is from the annotation of a GenBank genome assembly.
AUGCGCGAGGGGAACACGGCGGAGCAGCGUACGGGCGAGGGUUACGCGGAGGAGAAUACGUUGGGGGUUGGAUCUAGGAACGGGUCUGGGAGAGGGAGUGACACGGCGUUGGGACAAGCGGGGGCUUUGGAGGAGAGCGAGCAGCAGCAGCCGCAGCAGCAGGAGCUACAGCUGCGAUUGCAGCAGCAAUUAGAGCAAACGUUACAGCAGCAGGACGGGGAGGGAGGGAGAGAGCAGCAGGAGCUGGAGGAGGCGCGAGCAACCAUGGCUGCCCAGCCUGCCGCGUGCGAACGGUCGCACAGCUCGCCUGUUCCGCCGAUAAGCGUCGCCAGCGGCGCAGCACGACACGUACAGUUUCAGCAGCAGCAGCAGCAGCAGCAGCAGCAGCAGGCGUCGAAGCAUUCGAAACACUCCAAGCACGGGAAGCAGGAGCGUGCGGGCAUGCUGGGGGGAUUCAUGAGCGCGCCCGCCAGCCCCAUGUUCCGCACCUCCAAACACGCGCCCUCCGCCGCUGCCGGCGCUGCUUCCGCCGGCAGCGGGUCCGCGGCGGCAGACGUGGCGGGCCCCGGAAAGCACCCGCUGCUCCGCCGCUCCACCACCCCUUCGUCGUCCUACCACCACCACCACCGCCACUCCUCCUCCUCCACCUCCUCCUCCCCGCGCAUUUCCCGCAGCUCCCCCGGCCCCUCUGCGCAGUCCUCCUCCUCCGGUGGGUCCUCCCGCCCAUCGUCGCGCGACGGCGGGGGGAGCGCGAGCGGGCGCAGCUUGCGCCGGGACGGGCUGUCCGCGGGCUCCUCGUCGGGGCGGCGGGGGUCGUCGUCGGGGAGAGGGCCGUCGUCCGCCGUGCUUCCGCUCCCCGGCGGCGGCGGAUCCAACCUGCCCGGCAUCCUCACUAGAAACUUCUCCCGUAAUAGCUCUUCUUCCACCGCGUCUACACCGCCUCUUGCGCCUAAUACGCCGAGCGCGUACCCGCCUAAGAGCCCUUCGAGCGCGGAUAUAGAGGCUUUAAGGGAGCUGCAGCUGCGGCAUCGCCUGCACAUCUUUUCAUAUGCGGAACUCCGGGCAGCCACCAAAAAUUUCGCGCCGGAGAAUUUGCUGGGAAGUGGGGGGUUCGGGAGGGUGUAUCGAGGGGAGGUGGCUCUGCCUUCCCUCGCGAAUCCCGCUGGCGAAGGUGGUAACAGUGGCGAAAUCGCGCUGGAGACGGGUGGGCGCGAGGGUGAGGGGGCGGAGGAGAGAGGGGAAAUGGGGGAGCAGGGAGCGGGCGGGCGUGUGGAGGUGGCUGUGAAGAAGCUGAAUAGCAAGAGCAUGCAGGGGCACAAGGAGUGGAUGGUGGAGGUGAGUCUGCUGGCAGCAGCGAGCCACCCGCACCUGGUGUGCCUCAUGGGGUGCUGCGCCGAGGGCGACCGCCGCCUGCUCGUCUACGAGCUGCUCCCACGCGGCAGCCUUGACCGCCUGCUCUUCCGCCCCUCCUCCUACGCCUCCUCUGCUGAUCCCUCUGCUGCUGGUGGGGGUGCGGGGGAGGCGGGGCAAGGGGGAGGUGGGGGGCGGGGCGCGGUGCUGGAUUGGGGUACGCGGUUGAAGGUGGCACUGGGUGCUGCAAAGGGACUGGCUUACCUGCACGAGGAGAUGGAACCCAGAGUGAUCUACCGCGAUCUCAAGACGUCCAAUGUGCUGCUAACGGCGUCCUUUGAUGCCAAGCUCUCUGACUUUGGCCUCGCACGGGAGGGGCCUGAGGGAGACUCCGAGUAUGUUUCCACCAUGGUGCGCGGCACGGCGGGGUACGCGGCACCAGAGUACAUGCUGACGGGGCAGCUGACGAGCAAGAACGACGUGUGGAGCUUCGGCGUGCUGCUGCUCGAGCUGCUCACCGGCCGCCCCUCCAUCGAUGGCAAGCGGCCACACCCCGAGGGCAAUCUGGUGUUGUAUGCGCGGCCAUACCUGCAGCAGCCAGCGGACAUAGUCAAGAUCAUGGACCCUGCUCUCACCACUGCCUCGCCCCCACCCGCCGCCGCUGCCAAGGUGGCGGAGGUGGCGCGGUGGUGCCUGGCGCUGGACCCCACGCACCGCCCGGUUAUGAGCCAGGUGGUUGACGUGCUCACCUUCCUCUCCUCACAGCAGUGGUCGUGA